Messenger RNA from Acanthoscelides obtectus, 291 nucleotides. The record is from the annotation of a GenBank genome assembly. NCBI's taxonomy places the organism in Eukaryota, Metazoa, Arthropoda, Insecta, Coleoptera, Chrysomelidae.
AUGAGCAAGAAGAAAAGGAAAAAUGAAGAAGACGGAACAGCACGAAAUCAAGAAAUUCGGACGAUAAUAAAUAAUGACAACAAUACGGAAGCAGCAGUUAAAGAAGAAAUUAAGUCACUUAAUGAGAAAAUUGAACUACUGAGUGAAUUACUAGCUGAAAAAGAUAGGCUAGUUCAUCAACUGUCCAAUGAAAAUCCUAGGUUCCAAGAGCACUACAAUCUAUUAGCCACCAAGGUCGUAGAAAAGGACACUGUUAUCAGUACACUGGAAAGACUAAAUACACGAAUGUGA